AUGCGGACGAGCUUCAAGGACCUUCAGAAGCCGCAGGCGGAGCUCGAAGGCAAGCCCUGCGCGGCUAUUGGCCAGGGCGAGCUGACGUCACUGUACGAGUCGCUGUUCCAUCAGGUUGACGUCGGCUGCGCUCAGCUGCUGGUAACCGAACGGGAGUUCGCGGACCUGGAAUUUCGCGAUCAGCUUCGUAGCACCGUGAAUUCGCUCCUGGACCAUCGCGUAGUCCCCAUAUUUAACGAGAACGAUGCAAUUUCCACGCGACACGUGCCGUACAAGGAUGCGUCGGGAAUCUUCUGGGAUAACGACUCUCUUGCGGCGCUCCUAUCUCUCGAACUCGAAGCCGACGCUUUGAUUCUCCUCUCUGACAUCGACGGCCUCUACACUGGACCUCCGUCCGACCCCGACUCAGUGCUCAUCAACACAUACGUGAAAGAUUCUCAGGACGAGAUCAAAUUCGGCGAGAAAUCGCGCGUCGGACGAGGCGGGAUGACCGCAAAGGUGGACGCGGCUUUGAAAGCGGCGAUGGGGGGAGUGACGACGGUGAUCGCGAGCGGGCUGACGAAUGACGGCGUGCUGCGGGUGCUGCGAGGCGAGCUGGUGGGCACGCUGUUCCACAAAGACGCGCAUCUGUGGGCUGUUGGCAAGUCGGGGAAAAGCGCUGCCCGCGACAUGGCUGUUGCUGCGCGUGACGCGAGCAGGAAGCUGCAGGCUCUGUCGCAGGAGAAGAGGAAGGAGAUCUUGCUGAAUGUGGCUGACGCGCUGGUGAAGCGGGAGGAGGAGAUCAUCGAGCAGAACAACCACGACGUGCGGUUCGCAGAAAUCCAUCGCGUUGCCCCUGCUCUCAUCCAACGGCUGAAACUCAAACCUGGCCGGAUAAAUCAGCUGGCGGAGGGCAUUCGUGCCAUUGCGGAGAUGCCGGACCCGAUAGCAGAGACGCUGGCAUGCACAGAGGUGGCGGAGGGCUUGGUGCUGGAGAAGCAGCGGUGGCCGCUGGGGGUGCUGCUGGUGAUAUUUGAAUCGCGGCCGGACGCCAUGCCGCAGAUUGCAGCGCUGGCGAUUCGCAGCGGCAACGGGCUGCUGCUCAAGGGAGGCAAGGAGGCACUCAACUCCAACCGCAUCAUCCACGAGGUGAUUGCGUCCGCCCUGCCAGCCGAGGUGGGCCCAGCACUGAUUGGCCUCGUCACUUCACGUGACGACAUCUCGGAUCUGCUGAAGCUGGACGACGUGAUCGACCUGGUGAUUCCGCGCGGCAGCAACGCGCUGGUGAAUCAUAUCAAAUCGCACACCAAGAUUGCGGUGCUGGGCCAUGCGGACGGCGUGUGCCACGUGUACGUGGACAAGGCAGCCAACCUCAAGAUGGCCAAGCGGAUCAUAUUGGAUGCCAAGAUGGACUAUCCCGCUGCCUGCAAUGCCAUGGAAACGCUGCUCAUCCAUGAAGACCUGGCGAGAUCAGGAGCAGCAGCAGACAUCAUCAAGGAGCUCAAGGAGAACGGCAUAGCGCUGUAUGGAGGCAAAGGGGCAGCUGGACCCUUCCAUCUGCCUCCGGCAGCGAAUCUGCAUCACGAGUACGGGUCGCUGGAAUGUACGGUGGAGAUCGUGCCGGACAUUGACGCGGCCAUCCACCACAUCCACACGCACGGCAGCGCGCACACCGACGCCAUCGUCACCGAGGACCAGGAAGCCGCUAAGAAGUUUCUGGCGUCGGUGGACAGUGCGGUCGUGGUGCACAACGCCAGCACUCGCUUCUCCGACGGCUUCCGCUUCGGGCUCGGCGCCGAGGUGGGCAUCAGCACGAGCCGCAUCCAUGCGAGAGGGCCUGUCGGGGUUGAGGGCCUCCUCACAACACGCUGGUUGCUGAGAGGGGCUGGACAGGUGGUCAACAAGGACAAGGACGUCACCUACACCCAUAAAGCACUUCCGGUGACUAAGGAUGGUGUGGUAUCUAACGGGAAUUAA
Molecule: messenger RNA, 1956 nt
Organism: Closterium sp. Naga37s-1
Lineage: Eukaryota; Viridiplantae; Streptophyta; Zygnematophyceae; Desmidiales; Closteriaceae
Source: the annotation of a GenBank genome assembly